AUGGUCUCCGACGCCGACGCACGCGCCGCCGCCAUGCGGCCGCCGCUGGCGCACCCGUCGCCUCAAAAUGCUGUCGCUGCCGCCGCUGCCGCCGCCAUCCACGCGGGGCUGCAGCGGCUGCCGGCCGGCACGGUCACCACCUACCACUGGGUGCGCCGCGAGCCGCCCGCCCCCGCGGGGGCCCCAGGCGCCCCUGCCGCCGAGCCGCCCGCGGACGCCGCGCCGAAGCCCGCCCUGGCCGCGCACGCCGGCGCCCAGCGCUGCGCCGCGGGGGCCGCCGACGGCGGCCCGGGCGCGGUGGCCCGG
Molecule: messenger RNA, 306 nt
Organism: Prorocentrum cordatum
Lineage: Eukaryota; Dinophyceae; Prorocentrales; Prorocentraceae
Source: the annotation of a GenBank genome assembly